AUGCAUUUGUGGGACUUGAUGAGGGGUGCAUGGUAUAUUCUCGAAUCUUACCCUCAUCAUGAGUUGGAUGAUGUUAUUGAGAGCCUUCCAGAUCUUGUCAAGGGCACGGAGUGCUACAUGCCAUCAGAUGCUUCGAGGAUUGAACUCGAAUCGCUCAAUGAGGUGUUGGCCAAAGCUCUUGUUGUGUUGCAACAACAACAAAUUCUAGAUGAGAGUAUCAUAUCUGCAGUAGCGGGUUUGAAGAAUAUCGUAGUAUCCGAGAGAUUGGUGGUCUCGGUUCCAGGCCGUAUGGAGCUGGGAGAAUUUAGGGAACAAAAUGCAUUCGUACCUUGGGCCCCAGUGACCAUGGCCCCUGUCUACCACUCAACGUUUGUCCCUGACUACCCCCCAACGUCUGUACCCCACUACCACUCAACGUUUAACGUUACCUAG
This is a messenger RNA of Suillus subaureus, 432 nucleotides long. RefSeq lists its product as uncharacterized. The record is from RefSeq and is a predicted model, not a curated record. Lineage: Eukaryota; Fungi; Basidiomycota; Agaricomycetes; Boletales; Suillaceae. The transcript has a single exon. Bases 1 to 432 code for a protein of 143 amino acids.